GCAUGAGGUACAAGUUGCACUAUUUGCUGCCACAACAUUAUUUUCUUUAAAAAAAUAUAAUAAUCAUAUAUAUAUCUUAUUGGGCCUAGGAGGCCCAAUAAAGAAGCCCGGCCCACUCCAGUUGAUUGCUCCUCAAAAAGGAUGGCGCGAUCGUGGCCGUUGAUCUAAAGGCGCCAUACCCCAAAUUCCAAACUUUGUCGAAAAAACACACAAAUCUACGCCAUCCAUUUAUUAGGUCAAGAUUUUUCCCCAAAGGAAUUCUUUCCCUCUAAUAAUAAAACCCCUCUUUCUUCAAAUCCCAAAUUCACAUCUCCUUUUGCCGCCAUCCAUUGCAAUAAAUUAAAACUUUCUGCAAUUUGCAAGAUCCACCUUCAAAUCAAAUAGGAUUUCUCAUUUCUUCUUCUUCAUUCUUCUCGCCAUAAAAUGGGGUUUUCGAAGAAUCAUCAUCAAAUCCAAAUGGGGUUGAGCAAAGAGUCUGAAGAAUGGGUUACAGCUGCUGCAAUAAGGUCGCCAUUGAAGCCGCUCAAGUCUGUAAGUAGAGACAGAGAAGAGGAGAAUAACAAUAACGUCGUCGACGAAGAAGCCACUACCCCGACGGCGCGUGGGUCGAGGAUACCGGGAAAGCUGGCCUGCCCGCCGCCGCCGCGGAAGCGCCGCCCUGCUUCGAGCAAGUGGCACUACAAUAAUGGAGUAAGAGAGUUCUUUAACCCUCCGGACUUGGAAUCAGUGUUCGUGUGCCACGCCGGCAGAGCCAACUAAAUAAUCCCUCCAUUCUCUCAGGGCAGAUAUACAAUCGAUCAUUCCUCCCUUUAAUUUAAUUUAGAUUCUUAUUACCAAGUUAAACUUAGGGUUUUCAUUAAUUAGUUAAGAUCGUGUCAUAGCUGUGUGGUAUAUUUCUUAUAUAAGUUCUUAGGCUUUCAAUUCAAUCUUCCACUGUUCUAUAACAGAUUAAUUACUUCUAUUUAAUAUAUAUUUUAUUUUUUCUCGAUGUUUGAUUCUUUUUUUCCAAUGCCAUAGCCAUCUAUUCAUGUU
Molecule: messenger RNA, 1032 nt
Organism: Andrographis paniculata
Lineage: Eukaryota; Viridiplantae; Streptophyta; Magnoliopsida; Lamiales; Acanthaceae
Product: cyclin-dependent protein kinase inhibitor SMR6-like
Exons: 1
Coding region: 424-759 (111 amino acids)
Biological process (GO): regulation of DNA endoreduplication
Source: RefSeq, a predicted model, not a curated record